Rhododendron vialii is the source of this 1759-nucleotide messenger RNA. RefSeq names its product UDP-glycosyltransferase 90A1-like. Bases 64 to 1482 code for a protein of 472 amino acids. The record is from RefSeq and is a predicted model, not a curated record. The transcript has a single exon. Gene Ontology annotation, molecular function: UDP-glycosyltransferase activity. NCBI's taxonomy places the organism in Eukaryota, Viridiplantae, Streptophyta, Magnoliopsida, Ericales, Ericaceae.
AAAAAAAAACCCACUUGAUAUAGACUUUAUAGGAAUCACCUUCUCAAGAACAGAGAGAGAGAGAUGGCUGCUUCUCCGUCUUCUUCCAGACCUCACAUAGUUCUCUUCCCAUUCAUGUCCAAAGGCCACACCAUCCCACUUCUCCACCUCGCCCGACUCCUCCUCCAUCGCAACACCACCGUCACCAUUUUCACCACCCCAGCAAACCAGCUCUUCAUCUCUGACUCGCUCUCCCACACAGAUGCCUCCAUCGUCGAGCUUCCUUUCCCGCAGAACAUCGACGGAGUCCCUGCCGGGGUGGAGAGCACCGACAAGCUCCCUUCCAUGUCACUCUUUCCCCCCUUCGCCGCUGCCACAAAACUCAUGCAACCCAACUUCGAGCAAUCGCUCGAGACUCUCCCCAACGUCACUUGCAUCAUAUCCGACGGUUUCUUGGGGUGGACCCUAGAAUCUGCGACUAAAUUUGGAAUCCCGCGCCUCGUUUACUAUGGCAUGAGCAACUACUCAAAUGCCGUGGUCAUGAGUGCCGUUAUAAAGAACAAUCAGCUUUCAGGAUCCGAGUUGGACGAUGACCCGUUCGCGGUGACAGAUUUCCCGUGGAUCAAGCUCACGAGGAACGACUUCGACGAGCCCUUCAAUUCGCGUGAACCAGAGGGCCCUCACAUCGACUUCAUCAUAGCGCAAGUCAAUGCGACGUCGAAUAGCUACGGUCUAGUCACCAACAGCUUCUGUGAACUCGAGGAGUUAUUUGUAGAAUACUGGAACCGUGAGUCUAAACCCAAGUCGUGGUGUAUAGGACCCUUAUGUUUGGCUGAACCGCUGACGAAGACCGAACCUUGGUCACACAAGAAGCCCACUUGGCUACAAUGGCUGGACCAGAAACUAGCCCAGGGUAGUUCGGUUCUCUACGUCGCCUUUGGGUCUCAGGCUGAAAUAUCUUCUCAACAGUUGCGUGAAAUAGAAGUUGGUUUGGAGAAAUCAAAAGUGAACUUUCUGUGGGUGACGAGGAAGAGUGAAUCGGAACUCGACGUUGGGUUUCAAGAGAGAGUGAAGGGGAGAGGGUUGGUGGUGAGGGAUUGGGUUGACCAGAGGGCUAUUCUAAGACACGAGAGUGUCCGAGGAUUUCUGAGUCAUUGUGGUUGGAACUCGGUGUUAGAGAGCGUAUGCGCCAAGGUUCCGAUUCUGGCUUGGCCGAUGAUGGCGGAGCAGCACAUUAACGCGCGAAUGGUGGUGGAGGAGAUCAAGGUGGGGCUGAGAGUUGAAACAAGCAAUGGGUCGGUGAGGGGUUUCGUGAAGUGCGAGGGUUUGGAGAAGAUGGUGAGAGAGCUGAUGGAGGGGGAGAUGGGGAAGGAGGUAAGGAAGAAGGUGAAGGAGUUUGGAGAGGCGGCGAAGAAGGCCGUAGAGGAGGGAGGAUCAUCUUGGCACACACUGAACCAGCUCAUUGAUGAGUUACACAAGCAAGCAAUAAGGAGUGGCAUUUAGAAAUUGUGGCAGACUUGUUGCAUCUGAAAGGUAGGGAAGUGAUGAAGAUGAUAUUUUGUUUUCCCCUAAUAGUAGUAUAAAUUGUCUUUUUUUUUUUUUUUUUUCUGCCAAUAAGGAUACCAUAAGUUUCCCUUGCUAUUGGUACUUGUGGUCCUCACUAGGGGGUUAUAAAAUCAAUGACUAAAUGGUUCCCUGAUUUUGGUUUACUUAUUCUCCAGUGAGCUAUGGUGUUUUAAAGACUGUCAAAAUUAGAGUAUAUCUUGAAUGAUCAUUUUCC